Lycium barbarum (goji berry) is the source of this 675-nucleotide messenger RNA. RefSeq lists its product as uncharacterized. Lineage: Eukaryota; Viridiplantae; Streptophyta; Magnoliopsida; Solanales; Solanaceae. The record is from RefSeq and is a predicted model, not a curated record. The transcript has a single exon. The coding region runs from base 1 to 675 and encodes 224 amino acids.
AUGGACACACCCAAGAAUGCUGCUUGGGUGGUCAGGAAAAUCAUUGGCAGCAGGAAGAAGGUGAUCCAACUGCAGAAUAUACAGGGUGAUCUUCAUAAGAUGUUGGGCCAAAUGCAGUUACAUGGGAAAUUCCAAAUAAAAAAAGCUUACUGCUUGCUACUCCCACAAUUACCAAGAGUUCCCUGGAAAACAAUUGUGUUGCAUAAACAAAUACAUCCAAGAUUUAAAUUCAAUCUUUGGUUGGCUGCUCAGAAAAGACUCUCCACUUUUGAUAGGUUGCAAAAGAUUGGUAUUCAAGUACCCAUGGAGUGUGUGUUCUGUGACAGGGGCGUAGAAACAUUUGAUUACUUGUUCUUUGCUUGUUCUAUUAAUAGAGGACUAUGGGGCAAACUACUGCAAUGGCUAGGACAUUACGAAACUAUUGGUACAUGGAAAGAGGAAAUACAUUGGAUUUGUAACAUGGCACACGGAACGAAUGGUGCUGCAUCUAUCACUUGUAGUGUCUUUGGUAUGAUGGUGUAUUGCAUAUGGCAAGAGAGGAACUCCAUAAGGUUUCAACCGGGCCAAUACAAUGCUACAAGGGUCUACAGGGGUAUUUCUUUGCAUAUGCACAUUAAAGGAAGACACAAGGCUAAAUGGCAACCUAUAUUGAGUACUUUGAACUGUUUUGCUUAA